UGGACCGGGACGGGCUAGGGGGCGGAGGGGGCUGGCACCUCCCUGGAGGGCAUGGGGAGGAGGCCUAGGGCAGUGCACCUGAAGAGCUCACAAGCUCAUCCUCCACUCGCUUUUCCAGUCUUUGGGGGCUGACUGGGUACCCCACUCCCUGACGGCAACGCUGGGCUUAGCAGCCGGCCUUCCUUAUCCUACGUCCAGUCUCGUUUGGAGGCAGGCAGCACAACCCACCCACGACGAGAAGGCCCCGAGCCCGCAGGUGGCGGGUUCGUGCCGCCAGCCCUGCCCUGCCCUCUCCGGGCUCCUGGGCUGGGGUACGUAGAAGCAGGCCCUGAGUCUGGGGCACGCGGCUCUGCGUGGGCAGUGGCACUUUUCGGGGGACGCUGCAUCCCUCCACCCAGACAUUCCCUGAUGCCCUCCAGCCGCUCAGCGGCCUCCCAGUGCCGGGCCGACUCGCGGGCUGCGGCAGCAUCGGGGCAAGGCCAGGUGCGCGUCACGGCCUCCCCGGCCAGGCCUUCAUUCCUCGGCCCCCGCGCUUCCCCUGCCCGCGGCCGCGGCUCCGCACGCCUGCGCGCACUGUCAGGACCACUCUCCGGCGCAGCGCGGGGCCGGGCGCGCUCCCAUCAUCCCCCGCGCCCCGCUGCCUAGCUGGCAGGGCCCGGAGGCGCCUGCGCGGCCUCGGCUCCGCGGAUCAAGGCGCAGGCGCAGCCCGGCUGGGAGGCCGUCGUGGGCGCGCAGGGAGUCGGCGCAGGGCGUACGGCGCGGCCGCGCGCUCGCAGGGAGCGUGACUGCGCGACACGGUCGCGCUGGGAUCGCUUCUCUCCUCCGCGCGGGCUAGCCUGACUGGGGCUGAAGGGUGACACCUGGGACUCUCGCCCUGGGAGGGAGACGCGGCCGCACCGUCUCUGAUCUCAGAUUCGUGGGCGCCGCUCGCCGAUCCUCGCGCAGCCGCAGAUCGCCUCGGAUGGUGGCCUGCGUCCAGCAGUCCCACAGCUCCUCCCAGCUCUCCUGAGGCCGCAGGUCAGCUCCCCUGACCGUCAGCACUUGCCUGGACCGCCUGGGUUUGCCGCGCCCCUCUGUGGCCCAUCUCUGUCCUGCUGCGUCCUCUAUGCUGCCUCGGUCCACCCUUGCCCCUGCACCGGCUCUUUCUCCCCUCUUGCUUGUAGUGGGUGUGGCAGCUCCGCUCCACUCCCAGCAUGCCUCGUGGCCAACGCCUUCAGCAGGGCCCUCACAAUCCCAUCCAGGCAGCAGCAAGUUACGCCAACACACACACUUGGCACCAGAUGGACUGGGCCUCUCCUGAGGUCACCUAUACCCCCGUAGCAGACCACUGGAUUGAGCAGCCCUGCUGUGGCGACCCUGUGUGUAUGCGUAUGACUAUGGAGCAGAAGAGCAGGGUGAACGGUGCUUCUGGCAGUAAGCCCACAGAAAGGGGGCCAAUGGCUGUGUGCCUUUCUGGCCCACAGCCCCUCAGUGAUAACCACUGGGCACCAGGCUUGGACCCAGGCACCUUCAGUGGCUCCCCAUGGAUGCUGGACUGCUUUUUGGUCCACUUCUACAUGUACUUCCACUUUGAGCACUACCAGGACAUCCUCGGCCACAUCUGUGAGAUCAUUGGGUGCCAGGUGUGGGUGGCCCCCGACCUUGACAGGCACCUUAGCACUGUGUCUGACGAUUAUGAGCUCUUUUGCCAGGAUCUUGAGGAAGUUAGUCAAGACUUGAGCGGUUAUGCUGAGUACCAUGCACAGUACCCCGCUUCUUUGCCAGCUUCCAGCCAGCCACCAGUGGCCCUGCAGCUACCUGUGGCAAGACAGUACUUAGCUGGGUUCCUGGGGACCCCGGCACUCAACAUGGGGACACCCCAGGCCUGCCCCAGCUGCUCUGGCCAUUCCUGCUCUUCCUAGUCCCAGCUGCCUGAGCAGCAGCUGGCCACAGAGAGCAUCCCUGGGCCCACGGAGCCCACAGCCUUGUCCACGGCUGCGUGUAGCACUGCUUCUGGUCUGGUGGGGCCUGCCUCCUCCAAGCAAGGAGAAGGGCCCCCAAAUCUGUCUCUACUU
Molecule: messenger RNA, 2054 nt
Organism: Manis pentadactyla (Chinese pangolin)
Lineage: Eukaryota; Metazoa; Chordata; Mammalia; Pholidota; Manidae
Gene: RTL10
Product: retrotransposon Gag like 10
Source: RefSeq, a predicted model, not a curated record